UGUUUGUUUAUACGGAGAACUAGAAGGGAGCUUGUGGGGUGAGCAAGCCCCUGGCUUUAGGUUUUGACCUUAGAAUAAAAUAUGAGCUUUUCCCAAGCCCACUUCCCAGGCCCUUCCUGACGCUGUGUCCCUUCUGCCUGAUGCUAGAUCUCCCCCAUGGAGGAGAGAGUGUUCCCAGCUGCAAGACUCCAGCUCUGCCACUGAGGGACAAGGGUCCUGGAUUCCAAACGUGUUGGGAUGAAGAUGACAAGUUCCUCUGGGUCCUGCCUGUCCAGCUGCCUCCUCACUCUGAUCUUCCUCCAGCGGCCUGAGCAUGUGUCAGGGGAUGCUGGCAAGUUCUACCUGGUCUCUCUGGGAGAUACGGCUGAGCUGCUCUGCCCUCUGUCCCUCUGGCCAAUGACUGUGCCAGAGCAGGUGAGGUGGCUGCGGCCCUCACACCAGCAGGACUCCCAGGCUGUGCACCUGUUCCUGGGUGGGAAGGACAGAAAUGAAGAUGUGAGACUGGAAUAUAAGGGCAGGACAGAGCUUGUGAGAGACCUCCAAGAGGGAAAAGUCUCUCUACGGAUCCGCAACGUGAGCCUCGAGGACAAAGGACAAUACCAAUGUCAGAUCCAGGUUGGAAACCUGACGCGAGAAGGCACCGUGACCCUGCAGGUUGCAGUCCCAUCUUCGGAAAGGCUCUCAUCCUCAACAGUGGCUCUGGCUGUGGUCCUACCUGUUCUGUUGCUGUUCAUCACAGCAAGCAUUUAUGUCAUCUGGAAGCAAAGAAGAUCAAAAGAGAAGCUUCUCUAUGAACAGGCGUUGCAGGUAGAAAAUCUUCUGGAAGACCAUGCGAAAGAAAAAGGAAGACUUCAUAAAGCCAUCAAGAAACUCCGGAGUGAACUGAAGUUGAAAAGAAGUGCAGCCAACUCAGGCUGGAGAAGAGCCCGGCUGCAUUUUGAGGCAGUGACCCUGGAUCCAGAUACAGCGCAUCCCAAACUUAUCCUGUCUGAGGAUCGAAGAUGUGUGAGGCUUGGUGACAGAAAGCAGACUGUGCCCAACAACCCACAGAGAUUCGAUUUUGUGGUCAGCAUCCUGGGCUCUGAGUACUUCACGGCUGGCUGUCACUACUGGGAAGUGCACGUGGGAGGCAAGACCAAAUGGAUCCUUGGAGUGUGUAGUGAGUCAGUGAGCAGGAAGGGGAAGAUCACUGCCUCACCUGCCAAUGGACACUGGCUUGUUCGCCAGUGUGGUAGGAACGAGUAUGAAGCUCUCACAUCCCCACAGACCUACUUCCGCCUGAAGGAGCCUCUGAGAUGUGUGGGGAUUUUCCUGGACUAUGAAGCUGGCAUCAUUUCCUUCUACAAUGUGACUAGCAAAUCCCACAUCUUUACUUUCACUCACAGUUUCUCUGGUCCCCUCCGCCCUUUCUUUGAACCUUGUCUUCAUGAUGGAGGGGAAAACACAGCACCUCUAAUCAUUUGUUCAGAACUACAGAAAUCAGAGGAAUCAACUGUCCCCAAGCCAAAAGAAAAAGCCCAUGCUAAUGGAGAUGUGGCCCUGAAGGUGAACCCUUCCUUACUGCCCCCUCAGUCCCCGGAGCUUUUCCCACUCAAUGAUGUGAUCCUGUCCUGGCCUUCUGACCUUGGGCCAGCCCUUCAAAAGCUUAAGGUUCCUUCUUUUUAGUUAUGCUCAUGAACUGCUCCUAGGACCACCUGGGAUGUCAAGGCUUCUAGAUUUGAAGGCUCCUGGCUCAACACCUGAUUCUGGAAUGUCUUUACUCCUUAACUCGAAUCCAGACCUUUUUGGGUUUUCUAUUGUACCAUGUUUUUUCUAGGGCUCUGUUCUGAACUCUGCCUUUCUUCUAGGGACUUGAAGCUCUCAUUGCCCUGGAAGGAGAAUUCCUAAAAACCAAAUGCUCAAUUUAGGGUUAGGUGGAAAUAUUGAAUGUGUGUCACCAGGAUGAACUCAAGCUCAGGGGAAGCAUUAUGUACUGAGGGGAUAUUUACAGGAACUUCUGUUUAUCUCAUUCUGUGCUCUAGCUUUGAAGUUAUAGCUCCGAGGCCCUAACUCCUUACUUUUCCACCAAAGAAUGCUUGAUCUUUCCUUCCUUCUCUGCCCCUCUAUCCUACCUCCCCUCUCUCCCUACCCCUCUCUCUCU
Messenger RNA from Fukomys damarensis (Damara mole-rat), 2140 nucleotides. It is a transcript of the gene Ermap, whose product is annotated as erythroblast membrane associated protein (Scianna blood group). Gene Ontology annotation, molecular function: protein binding. The transcript is spliced from 11 exons. The record is from RefSeq and is a predicted model, not a curated record. NCBI's taxonomy places the organism in Eukaryota, Metazoa, Chordata, Mammalia, Rodentia, Bathyergidae. The coding region runs from base 238 to 1665 and encodes 475 amino acids.